AAGAGCAGCAUCAAGAGUGGCACAUAGAAACUCACAACCAGGACAACCAACAACCGACCCACCAAACACAUCCCCUCAUCAGGAGCAGGUUGGCUAGAGGUCAUGGAGUGGAGACUGGCAUUACUGCUGUUCUCAGGUUUUGUCAUGGAGUGUGUGAGUAUCCCUCACCACUUCAUCUUUGUGAACAUGAGUAAGACCUGGACUGAGGCACAGAGUUACUGCAGGGAACACUACACUGACCUGGCCACCACUGAAAACAUGGAGGACAUGCAGAUGAUGGUGGACACUGCUAAAGGUUAUGAGGGGACAGCCUGGAUUGGGCUGCACCAGACUGCUGUCUCCAGCUGGAAGUGGUCCCUGGCAGACGAUGAUUUCUAUGGUCCUGGAGAGGCUGACUUCACUAAAUGGAACCAUGAUGAUGAGCCUAACGGUGGGGCUCGGGAGGAAUGUGUAAUGCAGCGCCCUUCAGGUUUAUGGGAUGAUGAAAAUUGUAAUAGGCCUAGUGGACAUCGAUUUGUGUGCUAUGAUGAGACCCACAGUGGUAGCGAACGAUAUGUCCUCAUUAAUGAGAAAAAGUCCUGGAGAGAAGCUCAGGUGUACUGUAGAGAAAAUCACACAGAUCUGGUGAGUGUGAGACACGAGGAAGAGAACAAGCAGAUUAAAGAGAAAAGAAAAGGGUGGAAUGUUUGGAUCGGCCUGUUCAGAGAUGACUGGACGUGGGCCGACCAGAGGCCCUCAUCCUUCAGACACUGGAGAUCAGACGCCCUUAAUAACCAGAGGAAGGACAAAUGUGCUGUAGCAUGGCUAACUGAAGAAAACAAGGGGAAAUGGAAAGAGAGUAAAUGCGAUGAUCAACAUCCUUUCUUCUGCCGCUUGGACCAGCUUCAUCUGGUUUCUGAGAUGAUGAACUGGACCACUGCGUGGCAUUACUGCAGAGAGCACAACAUGGACCUGGUCUCCGUCACAUCACCCGUGAUCCAGCGCUGGGUGAUGGAGGUGGCUAAACGGGCCUCCACUGAGCAUGUGUGGCUGGGCCUGUGCUACUGUUGUCCAGAAGACCUCUGGUUCUGGGUCAGUGGAGAGAAGGUCAGCUGGGAGAACUGGUCAGAGGAGUGCGGAAGCGAGAACGAGGGUGGUGGAGGCGAGAGCGCAGGAGCAAUGCUGGCACGAGAGGGGCAUCAGUGGGUCAGUCUGCCCACCAGCGCCAAACUCAACUUCAUCUGCACUACCUAUGAGGAGGAAGAGCAGCCCGUCAGCGCAAAGUGGAAACAAUGGGUGACUGAUUGAUGAAGUGAGUGAUUGGUUGAAUGGGUGGUUGAUAAGUUGAUUGAUUGAUUGAUUGAUUGAUUAUUUCAUUUUAUUUAUUUCUUGCUUGAUUGUUUACUUGACUGGCUGAUUGAUUGAUUGAUUGAUUGAUUGAUUGAUGGAAUGAUCCAUUGAUUGAUUGAUUGAUUGAUUGAUUGAUUGAUUGGUUGAUUGAUUGAUUUACUUAUUGUUUGAUUUGCAGGAGAGCUGACAUGUAUUUCAAAGGUGUAUAUUGUCAUUAUGAAGCAUCUUUAGUUAAGGACACAUUUUUAUCAUUCUCUUGAUGUAAACUUUUAUUUGUAAUAGUCUGUUUGUUUUUUUGUUUGCCUGCUAUUAUCUAUUUUACAUGAAGGGUUAUUAUUUAAUGGUUUAUAAGAAUAGCUGGGUUCAUAACAAUAGCAUAACAAUAACUUCAAAUAAUGGUGUGGAUCUCUAUAUACAGGAAUUUUCACUUCUGACUUUAAACCCUUAUCAUAUAGGCACUAGA
Molecule: messenger RNA, 1792 nt
Organism: Sardina pilchardus (European sardine)
Lineage: Eukaryota; Metazoa; Chordata; Actinopteri; Clupeiformes; Clupeidae
Product: macrophage mannose receptor 1-like
Exons: 5
Coding region: 103-1287 (394 amino acids)
Source: RefSeq, a predicted model, not a curated record